UCCUUCCCUUCUUCAUCCUCUUCAUUGCCAUUCCUCUCUCAUCUCAACUCUAUUUCCUCAAUCCUCACUUGUCUCCUACUCCAUAGUUUUCUCUUGCACCCAAACUUCCUUCAUUUUGAUAUAGACAUACACACAAUGUGCAGCUCCAAGGCUAAAACAUGCCCGGCUGUUGAUGGCAAUCCAGUUGUGGAUGGCCGUCCAGUCCUCCAACCGACUAGUAACCGUGUUCCGACCUUGGAACGGCGUAAUUCACUCAAGAAGGCCUCCCCAAAGUCUCCGGCACCGCCUCCGGUGACUCUUACCACCACCACUACUAGAACCAAGACUUCAUCAUCCCCUCCUAUUUCUCCCAAGCCCAAGUCUCCUAGACCCCUAGUGCACACUAGAGGGAAUGAUCCAAAUGGGCUGAACUCAAGCAUUGACAGGGCAUCAUCAACACCUCCAUGUGCACCCAAGCCUGCAACCUUAGAGAGGAAGAAGUCAAAGAAAUUCUCAGUUGGUGCAAUUGCUCCUCAUCCUAUUGAGCAGUCAUGUGCAUUGAAUUAUCCUUCUUACUUGCUACUCGAAUCUCCCGGAAGCAUAGCUGCGGCGAGGAGGGAGCAAGUGACAAUUCAACAAGCUCAGAGAAAGAUGAAAAUUGCCCAUUAUGGAAGAUCGAAGUCAGCCAAGUUUGAAGGCAAGGUGGGAAACUUUGAUUCUUCUCCAAAUACUACCACUAAAGAAGAGAAGAGAUGUAGCUUUAUAACAUCUAAUUCAGAUCCUCUUUAUGUUACUUACCAUGAUGAGGAAUGGGGAGUUCCUGUCCAUGAUGACAAGCUGCUGUUUGAACUAUUAGUAUUAAGUGGAGCACAAGUUGGAUCAGAUUGGACUUCAAUCUUGAAGAAACGCCAAGAUUUCAGGGAAGCUUUUGCAGGAUUUGAAGCAGAGAUUGUCGCCAAUUUCACUGAGAGACAAAUUACAUCUAUCACUGCCGAUUACUGCAUUGAUUUAACCAGAAUUCGAGGUGUUGUGGACAAUGCUAACCGUAUUCUUGAGGUCAAAAGGGAUUUUGGGUCGUUUGAUAAGUAUAUAUGGGGAUUCAUCAACCACAAACCCAUAGCUACUCAAUACAAAUCAUGCCUUAAGAUCCCGGUGAAGACGUCGAAAUCAGAGACCAUCAGUAAAGACAUGGUUAGGAGGGGUUUCAGGUCUGUUGGGCCUACCGUCAUCCACUCGUUCAUGCAAGCCGCUGGUCUCACCAAUGACCACUUGAUGAGCUGUCCACGUCACCUCCAAUGCACGGCAUUAGACACAUCCAACCGGUCCACCGUGGCCCCUGCUCUAUAGAAUCAAAUCACAUAACUAUUAAUAUAACCACAGGAGCCCAUCACUGCCCAAAGCCCAAAAUGUGUUCUAACUAUUUUUUAGUUUGAAUGGUAGUUGUAUAGUAUUAAAGGAGAUAGAAAAAAGGGAUUUUAAAAAAAUAUAUAUAGAGAGAGGCUUGUGAGUUUUGAAUUGUAAUUUGUGACUUGUGAGAUGCUGUGAGAUUUUUUAAACGACAGUGAUUGUUCAGGAAUGGAUGGAUGGAUAGAGGAAAGUGAUUAGAGAAGAGAGAAGGAAAUUAAAGGAUGGAGUAUAUAUUGUGGUGGGGGGAAACAGAGAGCAUGUGCAUAUGGCAGGCAUGACAUGUGUUGGGUGUCAGAGAUUUUCAUUCCAUGUGAGCUGUGACCACCUACUCAUUAUUCCCUACCCUUUAACAGGCUGUGUGUGAAGGAUAUUGAUAACCAAAGCAGGACCAUUCCUUCCUUCCUUCUUAUUCUCCACUUUCCUUUUCCUUAUUAAGGGUUAAGUAUGGCCCUUAAUCUUUCCCACUACUAUAUGUUGAUUUCCUAACACCUGUAGCUUUGUAGGGGAGGAGAUACUAAUAACAUAUCUUCCCCUGUUUCAUGGAUUUGCUGUGGAGUUUUUUUUUUUUCUUUUCCCCUGGGGAGUGUUUGUUUGUAAAUUUGGCAUGUGGGUUCUGUACUGUUUGCUCACCUGAUAUACUUUUUAAAUGUUAACAGCUUAAGAUAGGUAUCUUGUUCCAA
Macadamia integrifolia is the source of this 2066-nucleotide messenger RNA. RefSeq lists its product as uncharacterized. NCBI's taxonomy places the organism in Eukaryota, Viridiplantae, Streptophyta, Magnoliopsida, Proteales, Proteaceae. Gene Ontology annotation, molecular function: DNA-3-methyladenine glycosylase activity. The transcript has 5 exons. Gene Ontology annotation, biological process: base-excision repair. Bases 136 to 1326 code for a protein of 396 amino acids. The record is from RefSeq and is a predicted model, not a curated record.